This is a messenger RNA of Mesorhabditis belari, 684 nucleotides long. The record is from the annotation of a GenBank genome assembly. NCBI's taxonomy places the organism in Eukaryota, Metazoa, Nematoda, Chromadorea, Rhabditida, Rhabditidae.
AUGAAAAGCUUCAUCGAGGCCUUCACAAAGCCCGUCACCACUUCAUCACGCGACUCUUCAUCCUCUCCACAUUUGAAUCAUUUCCUAUAUGGUCUAUUGCCCACCGCUUCAAGGGACACCAUAAAAAACAUCGAUGAUCUCAUUUCCGCUCUGGAGGAUGAGUAUAUCCGAAACGGCCAGGGACGGCGGCUGGAUACAUCAAAUGCAAAUCAAAGCUCUGAGUCUCCGCACAGGACGGGAGCGGCAAAACGCCGCCAACGGAGUGAUCAUCUUUGCCUCAUCACUUUCAAAAGCAUAGUGGCCGGUCAGUUGCUUGAGGACACGUUCACUUCUUUGAUGAAAAGUGGUGUUAAAUGGAACGGCAACUACACGUCGCUUCUCCCUGAUGUGGCGGCUCAAAUUUGUGCAGAGUCGGGUGCCAAGCACAAAACGACUGCUGGCAGAGUGAUCGAGCAAAAAGCAGAAGCCAAAUACAAGAAAACCGAUAAAUACACUACAAAGACUGCCGCCUACAAGCCGAUCAGACGCCAAAUCGACUCUCUUCGAUGCUCAAUCUCAGCCCACAAGGAUCAGAAGAAAUAUUGUUUGGUAUGGAGAAAUUUCCUCUGGUUGCCUCUCACCUGGCGUCCAAUGGAGAACGUGGUGAGUGUCGGGGAGAGCAUCAACGGAGAUCGAUCACCGCCG